AUGACAGAAGUUUACCUUAAGGAACAAAGUUAUGGAAAAGAUCGUGUUCGGUUGGCAAAAGUUAUUAAAACAGGAAAAUGGCAUGAAAUUGUAGAAUUGACUGUGCGUGUUUUGUUACAAGGAGAUUUCGAACACUCGUAUACAGAGGCUGACAAUUCCAAGAUUAUUCCAACAGACACAAUAAAAAAUACAAUUUACAUACUUGCAAAACAAUCAAACAAUGUACAAAUUAUAGAAGAAUUUGGAAUUGAAAUAGGGGAACAUUUUCUCAAAACCUAUUCUCAUGUCACCAAAGUUAAAGUAUUGUUGGUUAAACAUCGAUGGAGUAGAAUGAUGGUUGAUGGGAAAUUACAUCAACAUUCGUUUAUUAGAGAUGGGGAGGAAUUACGACAUGCAAAAGUUUUUGUUGAACGAGGAUCACAUACGACACUUGAAGAAACCAAUGAUCGUAUUUUAUCAACAAGUAUAGAUUCAAAUUGGAAAUAUUUAAAUAUUACAACCAAAAACAAAAUUCCAUUUGAUAAUAUUUAUGAAUCGAUACGUGGAAUAACUUUAUCAACAUUUGCCAAAGAUUAUAGUGCAUCGGUGCAAGCGACAUUAUAUCUUAUGGCAAAAUUAGCAUUGGAGAAACAUUUAGAAAUAGGAAGCAUUCAUUAUGAAUUACCAAACAAACAUUAUUUUGCUUAUAAUUUGGAAAGAUUUAAUUUGAAAAAUACUGGUAAAGAUACUGAUAUCUACUCCCCAAACAGUGACCCAUCAGGAUUAAUUAUUGCUACCGUUUCUAGAAGUAAACCUAAAUUGUAA
Messenger RNA from Entrophospora candida, 804 nucleotides. The record is from the annotation of a GenBank genome assembly. Lineage: Eukaryota; Fungi; Glomeromycota; Glomeromycetes; Entrophosporales; Entrophosporaceae.